Messenger RNA from Sipha flava (yellow sugarcane aphid), 5154 nucleotides. Its product is annotated as ABC transporter A family member 1-like. Lineage: Eukaryota; Metazoa; Arthropoda; Insecta; Hemiptera; Aphididae. The transcript has 20 exons. Gene Ontology annotation, biological process: lipid transport; transmembrane transport. Gene Ontology annotation, cellular component: membrane; intracellular membrane-bounded organelle. Bases 167 to 5092 code for a protein of 1641 amino acids. The record is from RefSeq and is a predicted model, not a curated record. Gene Ontology annotation, molecular function: ATP hydrolysis activity; ABC-type transporter activity; ATP binding.
AAAUCCAUGGAUAUUUUAAUUGCUUUAGACAGUGAUAAAUAAAAACCGAAGAAGAAUCUUUCAAUGAAACCCAACUUCUUAAUUCUACUGUUCGGUGAUGUGGCAUUAUAAAUAUUUAUAAAUAAUUACAAAAAAUUAAACUAAUUUAAUUAUAUGUAAAAAUGUUAUGGAAUAUAAUAUUUACUAUUCGAACAAUAAUCGGGAAAUUUUGGAUAUUGGAGUGGAAAUAAAAUUUUGGCACCAAAUAAAAGCAUUAACCAUUAGAAAUGUGCUCAUUAAAAGAAGAGAAAUUAAAAAAACUUUAUCCGAAAUCGCUAUACCAGUGUACACAUUAGGGCUUUUAGUUGCAAUCAAAUUGUUGAUUCCCAAUCCUAAUUUUCCAUCGGUAACAGUUCCCCAAGAAUCUCCUGAUAUGUACAAUUAUUUAUACGGAAAUAUAACUGUCGCACCAUCAUCAAAACACGUUCAGAUUUUUUUAGAAAAAAUGAAUGAAAUUUGGAUGAAACGAAGUGGGGAGAAAAUUAACUUUGAUGUUUAUCAAAACAAAGAAGAUAUUUUUGAAAUACAAAGAAAUGAUCCAGCAAUGGUUUACGUAGCCUUAUUAUUUGAAGAUGAUCCAAUUCAAAAUCAUUCUUUAAGUUAUAAAAUUCGAACAAAUCCAUUUUAUGAUUCUUCGCCAUCACCAUCUAAACUUUAUGGGUCCAAUCAUCAAUGUCGAAAAAUAUUUGCAAAUAAAUUAACAAAAAAAUUUCUUCAUCGUCAUCACCAUAAUAACGACCAACACAAAGAAGAAAUAUCAUGUCCAGCAAUUCAUUAUAUAUACUCAGGGUUUAUGGCUCUGCAGACUCUAGUAGAUAUUACAAAGAUUUCUUUGACCUCACAUUCAUCUAUGAUAUUACCAAAUUACCGUUUCGUACUUUUUCCAAAACCAGCUUACACAGCAAAUUGGUUAAUGGUAUUUCAUAUGGUUAUACCACUUUAUGUAGUAAUCGCAUUAUCACAGUUUAUUACAUACCUUUUAGUACAGUUAGUUGGUGAAAAAGAACAAAAAAUAAAAGAAGUUAUGAAAAUAAUGGGUCUUAAAGAAUUGGUAUUUUGGUGUUCAUGGUUUAACAUCUACGCAGUUUAUGUGACAUUGCUAUCAAUUGCUAGUACCGCAAUACUAUAUUUAUUGGGAAUUUUCAACAACACUAACUGGAUACUAAUAUUUUUAUUAGUGUAUUUUUACUCAAUAACAGUUAUUUUCUUCAGCUUUAUGAUUUCUCCAUUUUUUGACAAAUCUAGAACAGCAGGAAUACUUGGAAAUUUUGUGCUUAAUUUAAUAAGCCUUAUGUAUUUUCUACAUACUUUGAUUGACCCUUCAAGCAAACGACUAUUUUGGCUGAUAUCAUUGAUCAGUCCAUCCGGUUUUGCAUUGGCUAUUGACAAAGCUAUGACAAUGGACUUAUCAGGCGAAGGCCUUCACUUUGGUAAUAUUUGGAAUGGCCCAGGAAUUUCAUUUGGAGAAAGUUUAUUGUUUAUGGUAUUUGAUGCAUUCAUCUACGCAAUUCUUGCUUAUUAUUUCGACAUGGUCUUGCCUAGUGAAUAUGAACGCAAACAAUCACCUUGGUUUUUUUUGAAAUCAUCGUUUUGGCAUUCUAAAGUACCAGAAGUAAUAGAAUUCGAUGAUUUAAAUCGAUAUUCAAUCUCAAACCCAGACUUAGAACCUGUAGCGGAUUCUAUGAAAGAGUUUCAAGCGAUUAAAGUGACAAAUCUUUGCAAAUCUUUCAAAGGAUCUACAAAAAAUGUUAUAAAUGGAAUAAAUAUGAUAAUAUACCAAGGGGAAAUAACUGCUAUAUUAGGACAUAAUGGCGCUGGGAAAACAACAUUGUUUAAUAUAUUGACUGGACUUACUGAACCAACAUCAGGGACAAUAAAAGUAUUUGGAUAUGAUGUUAGAAACCCAUCUGAUGUGACUAAAAUUAGAAGAAUGAUUGGAGUUUGUCCACAAUAUGAUAUAUUAUUUGAACGACUUACUCCCAAGGAACAUUUAAAAUUCUUUGCUACCCUCAGAGGACUUACUUCUGAAAAAAUUGAUGAUGAAGUACAAAAAAUGCUUGUAGAACUUUACCUAGUUGAUAAAGCAGAUGAUAUAGUAAAAACAUUAAGCGGAGGACAGAAACGGAAGUUAUCAGUUGGUAUCGCAGUUAUUGGAAAUCCAAAAAUUAUAAUAUUGGAUGAACCUACUGCAGGUGUUGACCCACCAGCAAGAAGACAUUUGUGGUCACUUCUUCAAAAGAGAAAAAAAGGAAAGGUGAUAUUAUUAACAACACAUUUUAUGGAUGAAGCUGACAUCUUAGCGGAUCGUAUAGCAGUAAUAUCAAAAGGCUGUGUAAAAUGUUGUGGUUCUUCUAUAUUCCUUAAAAAUAAAUUUGGUAUUGGAUACCAUUUAACAUUAAUUCUCAAUAAUCAAGCAAAUGAAAAUUCAAUAGUAAAAAUGAUUAAAGAACACGUGCCAAACGCAGAACGUGCUAGACGCCAUGGUUAUGAAUUAUCUUUUGUGUUACCACAUGAUAGUGUGAGUAAAUUUCCACCGCUAUUUGGACAGAUUGAAACAGAAAUUAAAUCUAAAACUAGUUCCAUGGGCAUUGAAAACUAUGGUGUAUCAAUGACCACACUGGAAGAAGUAUUUUUAUAUCUUGAACAAGGUCAACAUGAAAACGCCGGGAAAUUGGCAAUCGAACUGUUAAAAGGGCCACCGACUACAGACUUGAAUAGCCGUGGAUCGAUUAAUUCAAUACAUAAUGUUACCGUGAGAUCGAGUAUAGUAUACGAUCCAACUAACUGGAGUACAAUAGUGGCACUUUUGAAAAUGCGAACAAAACGAGUAUUAAGAGAUAUACAUAAAUUAUAUGUUAUGAUAUUGUUACCCAUUGUAUUCUUGGCAACUGGAAUAAUCUUGAACAAAUUAAGUCACGAAAUCCAACCAAUACGAAGCUUGGUUUUAAAUUAUAAUGUUUAUAAAGAAAACAGUCGAUUAAUCAUACCAUCCGAAGAAUUGUCAAAUUAUUCAACAUUGGAUUCAGAUUUAUAUACUGGCUCAUUUCCUGGAUUGUUAGAUUUGCCUUCUCAUCUAGGAGCACUACAACAAUUUAACGAGUGUUGCUCACCAUUAUCACUAACAAUAUAUUACAAUGAUUCUUUCAUACAUUCAUUGCCGAUAAUAUUGAACUCAAUCACCAGCAAUUUAUUCGGAAGUCAAAUCGAUAUAAAAACAGAACCAUUUAAGAUGGAGUACAAACAAAACGAAUACAGCUUUAGUAGAUGUUCAUCGGCAUUCUUUUUAGGAAUAGUUUUCGUUUUAGUUCCAGUUAGCUUAUCUGCUGAUCUAGUCUAUGAUAGAGAGAUUAAAGCCAAAAAUCAGCUUCGUAUCAAUGGUGUAACUUUUAUGCAAUAUUUUUGCUCUUAUUUUAUUAUUUUAAUUUCUAUGUUACUUCUCAUAUUCUUUUUACUCAUAUUUCUUAUCGCUUCAUUCCACGUUGAAGGUUUAGACACUCCUUAUGCAAUAUCAACCAUGAUAAUAUUACUCGUAGCGUAUUGCCCUGCUGCGAUUUUAGCUACCGCCUGUAUAUCAUAUUUGUUCGAAAGAUCUGAUUCAGUACAAUCGAUUCUACCGAAUGUAACGUCACUCAUUGGUGGUGUACCAUUUAUAAUCGUAGCUUCGUUAGAUAUGCUAGGUAUUGCUAAUGACUUAGGAUUUGCUUUACACGUACUGUUUUCUUCUACUAAUUUCGUCUAUAUACCAUUUGCCAUUAUUUACUUCAUUAAUACUGUGUAUCGUGAAAACGACGAACAUGCGCCUUUCAUUAAAUAUGUUAAUAAAGAAACAGUUGCACUAUUAAUGGGCUGCUUGGGCCAGAUUCCUGUACUAUGGGUUAUUCUAAAAAUAUUAGAUUCUGAAACGAAAAAUAAAAGAACUUCAAUAGUUACUGUCGACACUCAAGAUGAAGGCGAUGAUGAUGUAAAAUCUGAACGGGCAAAAGUAAAUAGCAUUAUCAACGACCAGGUAGACUGGCCAGUAGUAGUUAUUCAGAAUUUAAAAAAAGAGUUCACAAACCUAAACGUAAACUCCAGUAUAAGUUGUCUUAUGAAAAAAAAAUACACUAAUAAAAAUAACGAGAGAAAACUUGCAAUCCGAAAUCUAUCAUUAGCUGUGAAUUCUGGCGAAGUCCUAGGAUUGCUUGGACAUAAUGGUGCUGGAAAAACUACAACUAUGCGUAUUAUCACUAUGGAAGAAAAAGAAACUAUUGGCAAAAUAUUUAUCAAAGGUCAUAAUAUACGAGAGUCACAAGAUAUUGCAUAUAAAAUGAUUGGAUACUGUCCUCAACAUGAUGCCUUAUGGAGUUCAUUGACCAUUAGAGAACAUUUAAAUAUUUAUGCUACUAUUCGAGGAAUUACUAAAAAUCAAAUUCAAAAUAUCAUUGAUAAAUACAUCGAAGGUCUUCAAAUAACUGAACACGCAGAUAAACAAGUUAGUUGUUGUUCAGGAGGAACAAGACGCAAAUUAAGUUUUGCUUUAGCAAUGAUUGGAAACCCUAAGCUAGUACUACUCGACGAACCUAGUACUGGUAUGGAUCCUAGGUCCAAGAGAUAUCUGUGGGAUGCUAUAAUAAGCAGUUUUCAAGGAACUAAAGGAGCAAUAUUAACUACUCAUUCGAUGGAAGAAGCAGAUGCGUUGUGUUCUAGAGUAGGAAUAAUGGUUAAGGGCCAACUCAGAUGUUUGGGUUCUACCCAAUACUUAAAAAAUCUUUAUGGUGCUGGUUACACACUGGAAAUAAAAUUAAAGCCUCACGGAGAUAUGGAUGAUGUUAAAAAUUUUGUCAUAACAUCAUUUCCAAAUGCAAUUCAAGAAGAAGAGUUUGCUGAUCGAUUGGUUUUUGGAGUACCUCAAUCAACAGUUAUAUCAUUAGCACAAUGUUUUUUGAAUCUUGAAAACGCAAAAAAUAUGUAUGAUAUUCAAGAAUAUAGUUUUGGUCAAACAACAUUGGAACAAGUAUACUUAAAAUUCGCACACUAUGAAGAUACAGAUGUAUUUGAAAACAAAGCAGUGUGAAUUCAUACUAAAUUUUAUUAAAACUUAAAUAUUUAUUUAAUACUUAAAUUCAAUUUAUUUUA